AUGGUGUCGUCGAAAGGACUUGCAUCCACGUCGUCUCAGCUAGCGGGAACCCAAGUUUCCAGCCACCACGUUGCUUUCAAUUACUCAAUGAAUGUAAUGGCAUUGCUCUUCUACAUUCAACGGUUCUACGAGCACAGUGAACCUCAGGAUCUCGAAACGCGAGAGCAAACGGAAUCACUGGCAGGAGGCGAAAAGAUUGGCUGGGAAUCGGCUGAGGGUGUGGACGUGGCGUCGGGUCGGGCCACUCGGUACUGUUGCAAACGUCAAACCGGUGUCUCUGACACUGCAUAG
This is a messenger RNA of Peronospora matthiolae, 291 nucleotides long. The record is from the annotation of a GenBank genome assembly. Lineage: Eukaryota; Oomycota; Peronosporomycetes; Peronosporales; Peronosporaceae.